Engraulis encrasicolus (European anchovy) is the source of this 2575-nucleotide messenger RNA. RefSeq names its product nuclear factor 7, ovary-like. Gene Ontology annotation, molecular function: protein binding; zinc ion binding; ubiquitin protein ligase activity. Bases 1 to 1404 code for a protein of 467 amino acids. Lineage: Eukaryota; Metazoa; Chordata; Actinopteri; Clupeiformes; Engraulidae. The transcript has 6 exons. Gene Ontology annotation, cellular component: cytoplasm. The record is from RefSeq and is a predicted model, not a curated record. Gene Ontology annotation, biological process: protein ubiquitination.
AUGGCCUCAAAAUCAGAGGAGGAUUACUGCUGUCCUGUGUGCUGUGAUAUCUACACGGAUCCUGUCAUGACAUCAUGCAGUCACAGUGUGUGUAAGGCCUGUCUGCAGCAGUUCUGGGACACCAAAGGAGCCAGAGAAUGUCCGGUUUGCAGGAGAAAACUUUCAAAGGAGGCACCCCCUAACUUUGCUUUGAGAAAUCUGUGUGAGACGUUCCUAAAGGAGAAGAGUCAGAGAGCUUCAGCAGGGUCUGAGGUGCUCUGCAGUCUGCACAGUGAGAAACUCAAGCUCUUCUGUCUGGAGGAUAAACAGCCUGUGUGUCUGGUGUGUCGAGACUCCAAAAAACACACUGGUCACAAGUUCCACCCAAUAGAUGAAGCAGCACUUGAUCGCAAGGAGGAGCUGAAGACUGCACUGCAGCCACUACAGAAGAAGCUGAAAUCACUUGAAGAGGUGAAGCUCAUCUGGGAUGAAACGGCUCAACACAUCAAGACUCAGGUUCUCAAGACAGAGACACAGAUCAAGCAGGAGUUUGAGAAGCUUCACCAGUUUCUACGAGAUGAAGAGGCAGCCAGGAUAGCUGCACUGAGGGAGGAAGAGGAGCAGAAGAGUCAGAUGAUGAAGGAGAAGAUUGAGAAGAUGAGCAGAGAGAUCUCAUCUCUUUCAGACACAAUCAGAGCCAUAGAGGAGGAGAUGGAAGCUGAUGAUGUCACAUUCCUGCAGAAAUACAAGAACACAAUGGAAAGAGCCCAGUGCACACUGCAGGAUCCAGAGAGGCUUUCAGGAGCUCUGAUCAAUGUGGCAAAGCACCUGGGUAACCUGAAGUUCAGAGUCUGGGAGAAGAUGCAGGAGAUUGUUCAAUACACUCCUGUCAUUCUGGAUCCCAACACUGCACACCCACGACUCAACAUGUCUGAAGAUCUAACCAGUGUGAGAUGUGGUGAUGAGAGACAGCAACUUCCUAUUAACCCAGAGAGAUUUGAUGAGUACCUCAGUGUGCUGGGCUCUGAGGGCUUUAACUCAGGGACACACUGCUGGGAUGUGGAGGUUGGGGAGAGUAAUGAUUGGGGCCUGGGUGUGAUGACAGAGUCUCUCCAGAGGAAAGGAGACAUCACCCGUAUAAGUGGCCAGUGGGUAGUGUGGUGUGUUAAUGGUGAGUAUUCAGCAUGGUCUCCACCUCAUGAGUAUCAUGCCCUCACAGUGCAGCAGAGACCCCAGAGGAUCAGAGUGCAGCUGGACUGGGACAGAGGAAAGUUGACAUUCUCUGUCCCUGUACACUACACACACCUGCACACCUUCACACACACUCUCACUGAGAGAGUAUUUCCAUACUUUGCUUUAAAGUCAAACAACACUUACAGGAUCCUACCAGUGAAAUGUUGUGUAAGUCUGAAUCCUCACAGUUAAAGCUCAAUCAGCCUUCACGUUACCAUGGAUGCCUGAAACAGAGAACACUGAUUGGCUAGAUUGUAGAGCACAUCUAGUUAAGAGGGAAUGUCCUGUUUUCCGUAAGGUUUUUUGUGUUUUUUGUCUUGUGAAAGUGAAUGUUUUUUUUAGCCUGCCCUCUUCAUCAGAAUCAAGCUUGAAAACACGUCACUCGAAAACAUGUGAAAACACAUGUGGGGAUUAAAAGCAGGGCUGGUCUGGGACUGAAAAAUGCCCCAGGCACUUUUGGCAUAGGUCGGCCCCUAACACAGGCUCAGGCCACUUGAAUACUAUAUAUUGAAUGGCGUAAUCCACCAAUUAUGGCUCUAAAUUGUGGGCCAAUCCUCAGGAAAACAACAACAGCAAUAUUGGCCCCUGAGGACUGUCGGCCCACCGGGAAAAUGCCCUGUAUGCCAGAUUACCAAUCCAGGCCUGAUUAAAAGUAUAAAACAGGAUAUAGUGUGCAGACAUACUAGGCCUACUUGAGUUUAGAUUUGUAUGUUUGUUCACCACCUAAGUUUACUUUUCAACCUCUUCACUUUAUGUCUCAAAGACGUCUAGACGCGCUCUGCCUAAGAAUUCACUGAAGAGAAAUUCACAUCCUUCAUUUUUCAAAAGUCACAUGAAUCCCAUUGGCAUUCAACUGUUUUCUUUGGCCAUAAAUCUACAUUAAAAACCUGUCCAAUAUGUUUUUCUUUACACCUGCAGAUGGUCAUCCUAAACAUCCCACUAUCUGGCAACCAUGGUGUUGAAUUGACUUGUGCCCAAAUGCCUGUAUGCAAGUCAGCUUGUAAUGUCAUUAUUUUAUUGCAAAGCAAGUGUAAAUUUAAAUUGAUGUGUGAUGUGUGUGAAAAGAUUGGCAGAGUUUGCUUUUGUUGUUUGUUUGCUUUUUUGCACCAGAGCCUUUUUGUACAAGAAAAUCAGUUUAAUUUGGGAAAUCUGUGUCUCUACUUAAACCGAUGUGUUAUCUUAUCACAAUGCCUUGUAUGUGACAAUGUGGACUUUGUCAUUUGCAACAUGGAAGUCUUGAAGUGAUUAGCAUUAAAGUGAUCAAGAAAAACUUUCAGAGUCCUUGUCCUCAAUGUGGCCUAUGCUGAAUGCACUCAAAGAAAGCAGACUUCUGCCAAGGAAGCUGUUUGUUAGAACAUUUGAC